CUUCAGUGAUUCGAGUUGGUACACGCGAAUGAUUUUCACCUUGCGUGGCCUGUCAAGAUUGUUAUUUAUUUAAAUAUGAUUAAAUACAUCUAUUGUAUAUUUAUUCAUUAUUAGUACAAUUAUAAACGUGAGUUAUUAAUAUACACAAGCUGGUUUGUAUGGCAUGCGGGGAGGGGGGUGUUCUAUUUUAUUUAUUUAGUUAGUUCGUUCGUUCUGUUUAUUUAUUUAGCUGUAUUGAAUUCAUUUAAUUAUUUUAUGUCCUAUUUAUUUAUUUCGCUAGUUUGUUUGCGUAUUUAUUCUCUAACAAAUUUGAUCAAUUAAGCAGGAAGGGUGUUUGUUGCUAGAUCUACAAGGAGCAACGAAAUCUUACUUCUUGAUUUUUAAUUUUUUUUUAAAUCCAGUACAAAGAUUCGUCCAUAAAAAUAUUAUUAAAUACACGAGCUGCUCCGCUCUUUUAGAGACUUUUAACUUGUCGUCUGUUCUCCCAGAAUUCUUUGCGCAGUUUUCCCGCACAUGUGAGAGGCAAACACUCUGAUCACUUUUUAAUUCUCGGCUGCUUGUUUGAAUCUUGCACUACUUUGAUUUCUGUUAUUUAUUUAUUUAUUCAUUUAUUUAUUUAUUUAUUGAUACGCGAGGUAGUGACGUCAUGUCGGCCCUAAUGAAGUGCGUGUGCUGAUUGGCUGCUCCGGAAUCCGCUCAUGUUAGGCAGCGUGUAAAUCAUUUGAUCAUUUUAUAGUUUGCCGUAAUGAUCAAUCAGGUGAAAUGGCACUCUGGUCCAAUCGCUGAGAUCUUUUUUCAUCAGGGUGCAGAAGAGGAAAUGACGAUACACUGCUUUUAUUCCAGAGCUUUUGUCAACGAUCGAGAGCUGUAUAGAUCGGAUUUCAAGUCUCUGCAGAGUCAGACCCAGGACGGAGCGCGAGUCUGUCAGGAGGAGGAGGAUGAAGAUGAGGAGUCCAGCUGCUCUGAGGAAGAGGAGGAAGCAGUGCUGGAUGAAGAAACCAUGCUGAUGGUCAGUUUGGGGCUCCCCGUAGCGUUCGCCAGCUCCUCGCUUCAGAGCAGAGCGAGCAAGAAUGGAUACCGGGUGAAGAGGAGCAGCAGCACAGAGCGCUGGGAGAACUCCGAUUAUAAUAAAAGCACACAGCUGGUGAUGGGCGAAGAGGAGCGUGAGAAGGAACCUGAGGAAGAAGAGCGUGAGGAGAAAGAACGAAAGGAGGAAGAGUGUGAGGAGAAAGAACGAAAGGAGGAAGAGUGUGAGGAAGAACCCGAGGAAGAAGAGUGUGAGGAAGCGGAGGUGAAGGCUGUCGUGGACGAGAUUUGCACAGAGCCGGAGUCUAACACUGAUCAUGCCUGGCUGCAGUACUGGAAUCUCCAUGGAGAGAGCCUGUUGUGGACGGGCUGGGUGGAGAAACACUCCGAGUUCUCCAGCGCGUCUCCUCCGGCUCCGUGGGCAUGUCCUGAGUGGAGGGAAAAGUGGGAGGAGCAUGCUAAUCAGACGUAUGGCUAUUACUGGGAGCAGUUUAACUACUGGGCUUCUCAGGGCUGGACUACGGCCGAGACGACCGGCGCCGACGCUGCUCGAGACGAGGGACCGCACGCCGAGGAACACCGUGAACAGCUGGAUGUGAUGGAACCGGAGAAAGGAGGACAUGAGUCUUGCUGUGAUCGUACGUCAGGAGAACUGGAGAAGUUUCCGGGAGAAGAAAGCCCCACUGACAUCACAGAGCUGGUUGGCAGUUUAAACUUGGAGACAGAGAAGCGCGAGCAUGAUGAUCUUAAUAAAACUUUACACUGUAGUUAUGCUAAUGAGCCUAAUGACGGAGAAGACCGGAAAAGACCGGCUUCAUCGGGCAGCACCAGCACGGAGAAAAGCAAUGAGAAACCGAAGUCCAGUACUCAGCCGAAUAGAGACAGCCAGCCAGCGAAGAGCGGCUCCAAGGAGGAUGACAGUGACGAGGACGAGCCAUCAGAGAGAAAAGCAAAAAUGAAAAGAAGUCACGAGCUAGACGUCGAUGAACUCGCUCAGAUGCCUGCUGACGAAGCGUGGGAGAGUCUGGGCCUCAAACGCGACCCUCAACACAAGUUCGUGAGUGUUUUAAAGUUCAGGAGAACUCCGGCGAGAACUCAGAGGAAGGCCAAGUGGAGACAGAAAGCCAGCUGCAAAAUCAACAAGCACGUGUUCUUCACCGAGGACGGAGAGACGGCGGAGCCCAAGAUCCACCACACACUCCAAAAAGUGCAGAAUUUCCUCCAGACGGUCCGAACUGAGAAUGACUCCGAGAAGACGGCGGCGCCAGUGCUGGACAGAACGGGAGACGGACACGGCGCUCCAAAUCCACAGGAUUGUCCAGAGGAAAAGCUGGAGGAGUUUAAGGAGACUUCUCAUCUUGGAGAGCAUGGAGAAUGUGAAGAACGCUUAUUCAGCGAGCAGCAGGUCAUAACCGAGCUGGAGCCAGAACCAGAGCAGGAAUCGCAUGUUCCUUCAGACUGUCAUGAGCAGGAACACGGAAGGGAACAUAUCCCUCUGGACAUCCCAGACUUCCUCCUUCCCGAUGCGCCAGAAGAUGAAAAUGGAGCCGAGAAUGAGAAGUCUUCAAAGAAGAAGAAAAAGAAGAAGAAGGCUAGAAAUAGGAGGAGGAGGAGGGACGUUGGCGCGGACAUGCCUCCCGAGAUCGCAGCCGAGCCGGAGUUGGCCAAGUACUGGGCUCAGCGCUAUCGGCUGUUCUCCCGUUUCGAUGAGGGCGUUAAACUGGAUCACGAGGGCUGGUUUUCCGUCACGCCUGAGAAGAUAGCCGAGCACAUUGCUCAGAGAGUGCAAGGUGCGUCCCAGGCGCUGGUCAUCGUCGAUGCCUUCUGCGGCGUGGGAGGAAACGCUAUCCAGUUUGCCCUCACUGGAAACACGGUGAUCGCCGUCGAUAUCGACCCGGUGCGAUUAGCACUCGCACGGCACAACGCUGCGGUGUACGGGGUCAGUGAACGGAUCGACUUCAUCCAGGCGGAUUUCCUGCAGGUGGCGCCGCGGCUCCGGGCCGACGUAGUCUUCCUCAGCCCACCGUGGGGAGGACCCGAAUACCUCAGCGCUGACGUCUUCAACAUCGAGACCAUGAUGAGCCCUGACGGAUUUGAAAUUUUCAGGCUGGCCAAAAUGAUUUCGGAAAACGUCGUGUAUUUCCUCCCACGGAAUGCCGAUAUGGAGCAGAUCGCAUCUCUCGCUGGUCCUGGUGGGAAGGUGGAAGUGGAGCAGAACUUCCUGAAUAACAAACUGAAAACCAUAACUGCAUAUUUUGGCAAUUUAAUCAAGUCCGAUUCAUAGUCGAUUCAACUUUUUAAAUUUUUUUUUAAAACUCCCUCCGAAUCCGAUUUCCCGUGCAACGUGUACUGUAUAUACGGUCUUUAUUUAUUAUUUCAUAUUAGAAUGAAUUAUUCCUCUUACAGGUGACCCCCAAUGUCUUUGUACAUCUGUAUGUUUUUCUAUUAAAAGUCGAUGCAAAUGAAAUACCAUCUAACCCUGCAGCAGGACUGCGAGUGUGGGGGACAAUGCUCAAAUAUUGUUCAACCCUUCCGGCAUAAUAGCAGCCGUUGUCUCCAAUGUUUUAUCGAUAUCUUCUUCCGAGUGUAAAUGUGGAUAAAAAAAUAACACCCCGGCGGUCCAUGUUUUGUACCGUAACGUGUGUGUGUGUGUGGGCGGAGUUUUUGUAGAUUUUUCUGUGGGACAUGUUUUAUGGAUGCUUUAAAAUUGCAGCUUUUAAAUGGAACCCACUUUAUGAUUAAAAUGACGGUGAAAUGUUCACGGUUUUGCAGUCCACCUCCAAAACAAAUACGAAACAGCAGAGCAGGCGUACCAAUGGGAAAUUUGGAACUAUUAAUAAACCAUUGUGAAAUAUGACUAAAUAAAUAUGGGUGUGUUCGUGUAGAGAAUAAGGAAAUGUCUAUAUGGUUUCGGUCUGAUUUGAUCAACCGUGCCUUUAAUCUGUGUCCCUCCAUCCAUCCAUGUACAAUGUAACAAAAUGUUUGGUUCAAUUUAUAAAUCUUGGAUCUCUCUAUUUUCUUUGAUUUGUAUCUUCGACACGCCGCAUGUUGGCCCGAUGAACAACGGAACAGGUUUUGGACAUGUUCUCCUUGGGAAAACGGCUCCUCGGGAGAUCUUUGGAUGGAGCCUAUUUUUCUAUUAGAGGUCUAAAGAGGUCUAUUAGGGACUUUUUCUGAAAUAUAGCACCUCUCUGAUGUAGGGUUCUACGUGCAAGACGAGCCGAAGAACCCUUUAAGGUACUACGUACUAAUGUACCUGUGAUUUGUAUCCAGAAUUGUGCAAGUGAAUUUUGUUUGUUUGUUUUUUUCUUAAUAAUAAAUUGAUAUCAUUAGCACAUUA
Molecule: messenger RNA, 4366 nt
Organism: Ictalurus punctatus (channel catfish)
Lineage: Eukaryota; Metazoa; Chordata; Actinopteri; Siluriformes; Ictaluridae
Gene: tgs1
Product: trimethylguanosine synthase 1
Exons: 14
Coding region: 746-3310 (854 amino acids)
Biological process (GO): 7-methylguanosine cap hypermethylation; 7-methylguanosine RNA capping
Cellular component (GO): nucleus
Molecular function (GO): RNA cap trimethylguanosine synthase activity
Source: RefSeq, a predicted model, not a curated record